AUGCCCCGCUGGGCCCAACCACCACCCGAGAAAGCCGUACUGCUACCGGACCCGAAGAAGAGCGAUGCGCCGACGCCAGACGAUGUGCUUGCAGACCUCGACCAAGUCGAGCUGCAACUUGUGCAAGUUCUCCAGGAAAACGGCGUCGGCGAAAUCUGCCGCACGAUCAAGCACGAGAUGGACACGGUUUGGGCCGUUCAAACCGGCUUCAAGACGCUGGCGAGUGCCGGUCACUUUUACUUUUCGUGUGGCGAGCAGAUAUUCACGACGACCCCGUCCGAUGGCUUUUACGACGCCGACGGGCUCGUGCUGGCACUCUUUGCCCUCCGCAAGUUCCCGCACCAUCCAGAAUUGCUCUGCCCGGUCCUCGACGCGAUCAACAUUUACGCCAAGCUCGAUGUCGAGCGUGCACUGACGUUUUGCGCUGUCGACGACGGCGUGCAGCUGCUCCUCGACUGCAUACGCAACCACGGUGACAAGCCCGACGUCAUCACCCACGCGCUCAACGCACUUGGCAGCUUGAUGCUCAACGAUGACGUUCGUGUCGCGAUCGCCACAAUGGCACUGACCGACGAGCUCCUCGAUCUCCUCGGCCGGUACAAAGCGUCGCUCAAUCUCGCGCGCGCAUUUUUGUAUCCGCUGAGUAACCUCGUCGUGCUGCGGGAGCUCGGCCAGCAUUUUGUGAGUCGGAACGGUAUCCCGAUCGUGCUCCACGCUUUGCAGAUACACAAAGACGAUGUGCAGACCUCGUGGUAUGCAUUGGCGCUACUCAACGCUCUCGCCACAGACAGCUACCACACGACGAUCAUGGCUUCCGUGCAUGACCGCCGCGGCGUGCGUUUGAUUGCGCGCGCGAUCGCCAAGCACAUUGACGUCGAAGAGAUCGUGCUGGAAGGUCUCCAGCUGCUCGAAUGCGUCGCCAACGUCCCCGACUGCUACCGCGUCAUCAACGAGAACCACGUCUUGGACCUCGCUUACCGCGCCGUCGCCUUGUACAAGGGCCCGGCGUACACGCACACGCGCCUCGAGCUCACGGGCCGCAUCACGACAUUUCAGAAAUGCGCGAUCCAAGACGGUCACAUCUACGCCAUGCACGAAGGCGUGACGCACGGCGACGCAGUGUUUUACUCGGUGUUUUUGCUGCUCAUCGCCAUUUACGCCGCUGUGUCGCCGUACAGUCUCGCGACCAAUACGACCCCGCUCGUCGACCGGCUUCGCGUACCGCCUUUGUUGAAUUCGAUCCCGGAACUCUACGGGUACCUUAACAGCGCGCCGUUCCAGUCGUCGCUCUUCCCAGCGACAUGGUACAACGGUGAGCCGCUCGACAAUCCUCGCAUCGUCUUUGGCAGCCAGCUCCUCAUCGGCGCCGUCCAGGUCCGUCAAGUGCGCGCAACCGCCAACUACUCGCUUGCGACCGUAACCAGCGCGCCAAAGUUUGGCGCCUGGUCGGACGCCGCAGCGUCGCAGUCGGUCGACAUGACCUUGCAUGGAUAUUCGAUCCCUGCCGGCGGCUUUCUCUCGACGCUGCCGACCGACGGGACGCUGGCGCCGCAUGGCAUAGACGUCGUAGCGGUCGCCAAGCUUGAGCGCGUGCUCUUUGGAUGCAUCUCGCUGCUCAUGUGGCUCAACUACCCGCGGUACCUGGCCUUCAAGAAGCUGCGCUACCUUCUCUGCGUCCUCGACGCGUCGUUGGCCAUGAUUGCGAGCUACGCGCUAUACAUGGCGGUCAUCGUCGUUGGCUUUGCCCAGUUUCGGUUCCUCUCGGCGACGUCGGCGUCGCUCUGGCAUCAUGUUGUCGGCGUCUUCCACGACGUCGUGUCUCAGGACACGUCCAGCGCCAUCCGCGGCCAUGGCGCCGAGUGGCCCAGCAUGCUGUACCUCGUCAGCAUCAACGUCUUCGCCGUUCCGUUUGCCACGAUGGUCCUCGCGCCGCAUCUGCGGGCUGGCUACGCCGGCUCGAGUCGCGAGCCGGAAAAGCCCAUCGAGCCGCCCAAGCGCGCGGCAACCAAGUCCAAGCGCAGCUUCAAACGCAGCAUGAACACCUUUACGCGGAGCCUCAAAGCCAUGCUCGAGCAGCGCCAGCGCACGAUCCGGAAGCACGCGUUCGCGCCGUGGGAGCAGUCGGACGUGAGCUGGAGCGAGCGCAGCAUCCACGUGGACGCGGCCAAGCCCUCGACGGCGCCCGAGCUGCUCGCCAAGCUCCGCCGGCUCGUGACGACCGCCGACGCCGACGCGGUUGCGCUCGACAACGGCGUCGCAGGGCUCCUGUCGCGCCUCGAAGAAGCCCACCACCUCUUGCGUGCGCAGUACGGUCUUCUCGACAAGCCCCGGACGCAGACACAGCCGAAAAUGCUUCGGCAGAUGAAGUCGCCGCCCGAGUCGUACGUGCACCGCCGCCACAGCUCCAACAAGUAUGUGCGCGAGGCGAGCUUGGAAGAAGAAGAACUUGUCUGA
Messenger RNA from Saprolegnia parasitica CBS 223.65, 2454 nucleotides. RefSeq lists its product as hypothetical. Bases 1 to 2454 code for a protein of 817 amino acids. The transcript has 12 exons. NCBI's taxonomy places the organism in Eukaryota, Oomycota, Saprolegniomycetes, Saprolegniales, Saprolegniaceae. The record is from RefSeq and is a predicted model, not a curated record.